CAUCCACUCCUGCAAGCUCGUGCCUCGUCUCAGAACUUGCCAGAUGCUGGCUUACGAGGUCUUGACCACUACUCUCGUAAGCUUCCAAAAUGGCGGUAUCGUCUAAGGCAAUCUCUCCUACCCAUUGUCCGAUGGGAAACGCCAUAUCUGGCCAAGGUUCAACAGACCUGUCGAACUCCCUUCCUUGAUUCUUACUUUGCAAUGACGGCGAACCUUGGCACCCAUACCUUCUUUAUGGCUGCCCUUCCUGUAUGCUUUUGGUGUGGCUACACUGGCGUCGGUAGAGCCUUGGUGCACAUGCUUGCCUUGGGCGUCUUCCUGAGCGGUUGGAUCAAGGAUCUGGUAUGCUUACCGAGACCUCUAUCUCCUCCUCUACAAAGAAUCACAAUGUCUGGUUCUGCUGCUCUGGAGUAUGGCUUCCCGUCGACGCACUCAACAAACGCUGUAUCUGUAGCCCUCUACUUUCUAUACCAGCUGCAUACCUGGACUGAUGAGGUUGCUUCACCGCAAAGGAUCCUUGGCUUGUGUCUUGGAUACUUUUAUGCAAUUUCUAUCGUGCUUGGCCGCAUGUACUGUGGUAUGCAUGGCUUCUUUGACGUAACCGUAGGUAGCGCUCUUGGUGCAUUGAUCGCUGUUCUCCAACUCGCCCUUGAGAAGCUUGGAUGGUUGAAAACUCUUGCACGUGUUUUUGGCGGCGUUGUGAUUGUCUUCCUCUGGAGAGCUACGAUGAAGCCGCUUCUCCUGAGAUAUCUCCUCCACUCUUUCGAUUUCUCGAGACUGGUGGUGCAACUCUGCCCCGACGAUUCUUUACACGAGCAAGUUCCGCCUCUUCGACAAGACGACAACGUUAUCCCAUCUGCUUCAGACAUUCCAGGAAUGCUGUCUAACCUCCGCCAUCCUCGCAAACGUGGCAUCUCGAUUGGACCACAGUCAGAGGCAGAUGCCCGUGAAUUCAUCGCCAACAGAGAGCGAAAGCGCAGAGAAAGUCGUUCAUCUGCAGAUGGAAACGAUGCUCGACCUCAGCUGAUCAAGCCACCGGGCGGAUCCUUCUAUGACUUGGAAGAAGAGCCAAACGCUGUGAAGCAAAGGCGCCAUGAGGACAAUUCAGAAUCGUUCGGGGUGGCUACGCCACUUGCGACGCCUGGCAAAAAGGGCGAUCUUCUCAGGCCCGAUCCGUUCAACGCUCUGCCCCUGACGCCGCCAGGAAGCGAUAGUGGCAACGGAAGUGAUGCAGGAAGGGAAGAAAAAGAAGAGAGGGAGGAUGCAGAGCAAGACCACCAGAUGUUCCUUGCACUGGCAAAACCACGAGUGCGAUAUGAUGUCGAAGUUGUGACCAAGCUGGUCAUCUAUGCAGGCAUUGCUUGGCUUGCAGUAGAAGGUAAUCCUCUGCUCUUCGAACUUACCGGGGUUGGCAAAAACAGUCCCAAGGAUGAGAGAGGUGCGGUGAACGAGCGUUGGAUGCUUCGGAAACAUGAAACACGCGCGGAGGUCAGUGUGGCGCUAGCUCGCGUCCUUUCCUUGACUUCCAAAUCCACGACGACAACUCACUUCGGCCUCUCGCACUUUCCACGCGCAGCACUUUCCUAUAAACGGCUGGCUUCUCAUGUCGGAUUUCCUCAACACACAACUGAGAUGGAGGACCCUCUGGUCCCGGCCACGAACGGGGCGGCCAUUGGACGACCUGUGUCACCAGCUCCGCCGGCCACAUCAACAAUCGACCCCCAACUAAUCAUCUCAUACUUGGAAUCCGUUCUCCAUGUCACCCUUGGCGCAUCCAGACAGGAGUUACAAGCCAACAAUAGUUUCUUGAGUUCGGAAAACUUGCCAGAAACACUUGCGCGAUGUCAAAGGUUCGCCUCUGAAGCCCAGGUUGCCAUCUACGUCCAACAAGAGGCUCUGGAUGCUGCAGAUGGCAUCCAAGGGGACGGUGAUGCUCCAUCGUGCGUCGCCAUUCUCAAACGACCAGUGCCCAUCCUACCCACCGUCCCGAUCAGCAGCCAGCUGUCAGUAAUCAACCUGCCUGGUGCAGGCGCCUCCUUGUCGACAAACCCCAAUGCUGGUUCUUCCGCUUCGCCGUUCGAAGCUCUUCACUCCCUCGUACACUUUGCCUUGGCUCCCUACUUCGACGCCUGCACAAAGAGCCAGGAAUCAAAUCAUGCAUACACUAAACACACAGACGCCGAGUCUCGCACUGGUAUUCCCGGAGCAAAGAGGAGGAUUGCCGAGCUUGAACUCAGUCUACGGAAUCUACAACAGAACAUUGAUGUGCCCGACCUGCAUCUACCCAUACACCCCGUAAUCCAAGCCGCUGUCGAUGAAGCCGCCGCCCGUAGCGAGAAACCCACCUCAGCACAUCUGCCACAGUCUUUGCUCACUGAUGCCCAUUUCCUAAACAACCUACAAGCCGCCGUCAAUGGCUGGAUCAAGGCCAUUCAGGAGAGCACACAGCGCUCGCGUGACCCCAGCACAGGCACGGCUAUGCAAGAGAAGAACUUCUGGUUAUCUAUGGAAUCAGCUUUGGACAGCAUUGAGCGUCAGCAAAACAGCGAUCCCGUACGUCUGUCCCUUGACGUGCUCAGUCAGGCCAAACGCCAUGCUACCGCUGUCAGUUUCCACGCCGAUACUGGUUUCAAAGAAGCUGCCGAUAAAGUGAUCAAGUACAACCAAUUGAUGCGAGAGCUUCCGUUGGAAGAGCUGCUUGCCGCCGCUACUCUGAUCAAGAUUCAGGAAGCACUCGACCAGGUCUUCCAGCAUAUCAACAAGAAGUUGAGAGUGUGUGCAUAUCCUAUUCGCCGCGCUUUGCCCUUGGUCGAAGCCAUCUCUGGUGAUUUGGACACUAGGCUCCAUGAAUUGCUCCACGGCCGCAGUCUUAUGCAUCUCGACUUCCAGGAGUUCCAGAACCUCAUGGCGGCUACAGACAAGAUUUGGGAUAUUUGGGAGGAUAACUUCAAGGAAUUUGCCAAUGCUGCAAGAGAAGUCAUCAGACGCAGAGGCGAGAAGUUCAUUCCCAUCAAGAUUGACCCACGUCACAAGCAGACCAAAGAUCGCCUAAAGUACAUCAACACUUUCCGGGUCAACCACGAGCAACUGCGCGACACUAUUGCCAAUGUUCUAGGAGAGGAUCAGGAUAACAUCCAUAAUGACGGCGUUUCUGGACCUGUCAUCAUCGAAGAGAUGGGCGACGUUGACGCAAUUGAUGAGAUUUCACAAGCGUAUUCUGUCCUGAAGGAUGUGGAUGUUCUUGACGUUUCUGAAGAGGGCACCCGCAUCUGGGUGCGUGCCGAAGCCACAUACAAUGAACGUACAGCACGCGUUGAGAAUUCGAUCAUUGCUCGCUUGAGAGACCGUCUAGCGCUUGCCAAGAACUCAAACGAGAUGUUCCGUGUCUUCUCAAAGUUCAAUGCUCUCUUUGUUCGACCAAAGAUUCGAUCUGCAAUCUCUGAGUACCAAACGCAGCUGAUUGGGAAUGUCAAGAAUGACAUCGCAGCUUUACAGGAGCGUUUCAUGCACCCUUACGGUCAUACUGAGACACAUGCCAUGGCCCAGCUUCGUGACCUGCCACCUGUCUCUGGUGCCAUUAUUCGGACACGGCAGAUUGAGAGACAGCUGAACGCUUAUAUGAGCAAAGUUGAGGACGUUCUCGGCAAGGAUUGGGCUCUUCACGUCGAGGGCCAGAAGCUUCAGACUGAGAGCAACAUGUUCAGGAAGAAGCUUGAUGUCAAGCCUGUAUUCGACGAAUGGUUGCGAGAUGUCAACCGCCGACAACUCGCCGUCUCUGGUCGUUUGUUCGCCAUCAGCCGCAAUCGUGCCAGUGGCAACAUCCUCGAAUUGAGUGUCAGCUUUGACGCUCAAGUCAUCACCCUUUUCAAGGAAGUUCGCAAUCUGCAAUGGCAGAAGUUCACAAUACCUCACGCCAUCAACAACACUUCAAAGGAAGCAAGACGUGUAUAUCCCUAUGCCGUUAGCUUGAUGGAGAGCGUCAACACUUAUGCUCAAACCAUCAACGUCAUUGACAGCAUGCCCGAAGUUUCAAUGCUUGUCAACGGCGUUCGAAGUGAAGUGCAAGGUCUCAUUUCAAAGGGCACUCCCCUGAAGUGGGAUAGUUUAUCGGGUGCUUACGAAGUCAACGUUCGUCAAAUGCCUACCGGAUCCUCGGAUCAGACGGAAAGCAAGCAUGUCAAGUUCAUCAGAGACUUUGCUAAGGCGAUUCGUGAUUUGCAAGAAAAGACGUCGCUACUAUCGUCGAUCAACAUUGCCGUUCAGACUGCGCUCACAGAGCUUGAAACAUGCCCAUACACCCAAGAAGCAUUCAGACAACAAAUUGACAUUAUUCAGAAGUCCGUCGACCAGCUGAAUUUGAAGAGCUUCUCUAAUCUCUCCUUAUGGGUCGCUGAGACGAACCAGAAGAUUCAGCUAGUCUUGUUGUCUCGCUUACAGCACGCUCUGAGGCAAUGGAUCGCCAUUUUCGCUGCGCUGAAGGACGAUGAUGACGAUACCGAGGACGCCGAGCAAGACCGCGAUGUACCUCACUUCGAACCUUGCAUGCACGAGAUGGCUAUGCGCAACCAGUCAAUCUAUCUUGAUCCUCCGCUUGAGAGCGCAAGAGCUACCUGGCUCCAGCACCUCCAUGACUGGCUCAGCAUUAUCUGCAGUCUGCCCAAGAUUCAGGCCGAAAGAUUCGAGCUUGCUCUUGGCUUCAAUAAAGACCCUGUCGCUGCCACCUUCUCCGACUUGCCAUUGUUGUGUGUUGAUCCUCUGUCAAACGCAUACAAUGCAGUAGAAGACAAGAUCUCUGUGAUUGGCGGCUACGUAGACCAAUGGCUCCAGUUCCAAUCUCUGUGGGAUCUACAAUCUGAACAGGUAUACGAAUACCUGGGAGAAGAUCUCGCGAUGUGGUUGCAGCUUUUGCUCGAAAUUCGCAAGAAGCGCGAGACUUUCGACACUACCGAAACUACUCGCUCAUUCGACCAUCUCACAAUUGAAUACGAGCAAGUGCAAAUCAAAGUCAACGCCAAGUAUGAUCAAUGGCAACACGAGUUGCGUACACAAUUCGCUCAAAGACUCGGUAACCGCAUGUCUGAGGUAUUUGCCGCACUCCAAAAGGCCAGACAGGAAUUGGAAGGACAGUCUUUGGAAGCCAGCUCUACCGCUCAGGCUGUGACAUUCAUCACCACUGUCCAGCAAUGCAAGCGCAAGGUGAAGGCGUGGGAGCCUGAAAUCAACACUUUCCGCGAUGGACAAAAGACUCUAAUCAGACAGAGAUAUCAGUUCCCUACCGAUUGGUUGUAUGUCGAGCAAAUUGACGGUGAAUGGACAGCCCUUAACCAAGUUCUCGAUCGCAAGAGCAAGGUCAUCGAGGACCAGACAGACGCCCUCAAGGCCAAGAUUGUUGCAGAAGACAGAGUCGUGGCUGGACGCAUCACUGAGAUGACUGCUUCCUGGAAUGACAGUAAGCCCGUAUCCGGUACCAUCCCACCUGAGGAAGCAGUAUCAACACUGGCCGAAUUUGAGACUGGCUUCGCACAACUGAAUGAGCAAUCGGAGAUGGUCGCCAGAGCUAAGGAGGCGCUUAGUCUACCGCCCAGUGCUGACUACGGUCUUGCUUCACUCCUAGAAGAGGUUCAAGAUUUCAAGUCUGUGUGGGCAAACCUCAAGAUGGUCUGGGACGGACUCAACGAGCUCCGUGAACAGCUAUGGUCUAGCAUCCAACCCAGAAAGCUUCGCCAAUCUCUUGAAAAGCUCAUCCAGAUGACCAAGGAGAUGCCCAGUAGAAUGCGUCAGUAUGCAGCAUUCGAGCACGUUCUUGGUGUUCUCCGUGGUCUUCUCAAGGUCAAUCCCAUCCUCUCAGACCUGAGAUCAGAUGCAGUCAAGGAGAGACAUUGGAUCAAGAUCUUCAAGGCUCUCAAGCCAUCUCAACGCUAUUCGUCCAUUUCAAUGACACUGGGCGAUAUCUGGGACUUGCAACUCGGACCUAGUGAGGUUAUCAUCAGGGACGUCAUCACCCAAGCGCAGGGUGAGAUGGCGCUUGAAGAGUUCUUGCGUCAAGUCAAGGACACAUGGCAAAAUUACACACUCGAGCUGGUGAACUACCAGAACCGAUGCAGACUUAUUCGUGGCUGGGAUGAUCUCUUUGCCAAAUGCAGCGAACAUCUCAACUCUUUGCAAGCAAUGCGCCAUUCGCCAUACUACAAGGUCUUUGAAGAGGAUGCAUCUACAUGGGAGGAGCGCCUCAACCGCGUUCAUCUUCUGUUUGAUGUUUGGAUUGACGUCCAGCGCCAAUGGGUAUACCUCGAAGGUGUCUUCACUGGUAACGUUGACAUCAAGACUCUUCUUCCCAUGGAGUCUAACCGCUUCAACAAUAUCAACACUGAGUUUUUGGCCGUGUUGAAGAAGGUUUACAAGUCGCCUUUGGUGCUCGAUGUACUCAACAUUGCUGGUGUACAAAAGUCUCUUGAGCGUCUCGCCGAUCAGCUGAACAGAAUCCAAAAGGCUCUCGGAGAAUAUCUCGAACGCGAAAGAGUCUCAUUCCCUCGCUUCUACUUUGUUGGUGACGAAGACCUGCUCGAGAUUAUUGGUAACAGCAACGAUACUUUGCGUAUUGCCAAGCACUUGAAAAAGAUGUUUGCUGGUAUCUCUGGUGUCGUUACUGAUGAAGAGGCCAACAUUACUGGCAUCACAUCACGAGAAGGAGAGCAAGUCAUGCUCAAAAAGAUUGUUUCCCUUGCAAAGACGCCUAGAGUUAAUGAAUGGCUAGGUGCAUUGGAGACAAACAUGAAGGAAACUCUUGCGGAGUCUUUCACCGACGCUUUCACUGUCUUUGAUGAGCUUGCUGGACAAGACAAUAUUGAUGGCUCUGCUCUCGAAACCUUCAUCAACGAGUAUCCUGGUCAGAUCGUGGUACUCGCCACCCAAGCAUGCUGGACAAAGUGGGUGGGCACAGCGCUCAGCGAAGGCGGCGCUUCAUUACCGCAAUUGUUUGAUCGUCUGGUUGAGGUAUUGCGUCUCCUCGCUGCUUCAGUCUUGGGUGAUCUGGAUGCUCUCUACAGAAAGAAGUGCGAACACCUCAUUACCGAAUUCGUGCAUCAGAGAGACACUGUGGAGAAGCUCGUCAAUGCUGGUGCUGAUUCUCCCACUCAUCACCUCUGGCUUCUCUCGAUGCGCUACGAAUAUCAACCCGAGGCUGACCUGCUGGACCGCGUUCAGAUCAAGAUGGCAAAUGCUGUUCUUGCCUAUGGCUUCGAAUAUCUUGGCGUACCUGACCGUCUCGUUCGUACUCCUCUGACAGACCGUUGUUUCCUCACUCUCACUCAGGCUCUCUGUCAGAGACUUGGUGGUUCGCCUUACGGACCCGCAGGUACUGGUAAGACCGAGUCAGUUAAGGCUCUUGGUGUUCAGCUCGGUCGCUUCACCCUGGUCUUCAAUUGUGAUGACACUUUCGACUAUCAAGCCAUGGGCAGAAUUUUCCUCGGUAUCUCGCAAGUCGGUGCUUGGGGAUGUUUCGACGAGUUCAACAGAUUGGAAGAGCGCAUCUUGUCUGCUGUCUCGCAGCAAAUUCAGAACAUCCAACUUGGUCUGCGUAAGAGCACCAGCGAACAGAAGGCACAGAUCGAGCUUAUCGGACGCCAACUCAUCGUACAUCAGAACACUGGUCUCUUCAUUACCAUGAACCCUGGCUACGCAGGUCGUUCGAACUUGCCCGACAAUUUGAAGAAGUUGUUCCGCAGCGUUGCCAUGUCCAAGCCCGACAAGGAGUUGAUUGCCGAAGUCAUGCUUUACUCCCAAGGUUUCUCACAAGCCAAGCCUCUUUCAAGACAAGUUGUUCCCUUCUUCGACCGCUGCGGUGCAAGUCUCUCGAACCAACCUCACUACGACUUUGGUCUUCGUGCCUUGAAAAGUGUUCUUGUCAGCUCUGGUGGACUCAAACGAUCACGCCUUGUGGAUCAUGCUGGAGAAACGCUCUCUGAAGAGAUUGUCGAGCCUCAAAUCAUUGUUCAGAGUCUUCGCGAAACUAUUGCGCCCAAGCUUGUCCGACCCGAUGUUGACAUCAUGCGCCAAGUUGAGGAUGAAGUCUUCCCUGGUGUGCAGUAUGUGCCAGCAGAAUUGGCCGACCUCAAAAAGGCGAUCAGAGAUAUUGCUGCUGAGAACAAGCUGACCGCAACUGAUUCAUGGAUGACCAAGGUUCUUCAGCUCUAUCAGAUCCAGAACAUCCAUCACGGUGUCAUGACUGUUGGUAGCUCGGGCACUGGUAAAUCUACCGCUUGGAAGACUCUGCUUGCUGCCCUGCAACAUGUCGACGGUACCGAGGGAAUCUGUCACAUUAUCGACCCCAAGGUCAUGUCAAAGGAGAGCCUUUAUGGCAGCCUCGAUGCGACCACUCGCGAAUGGACCGAUGGUCUUUUCACCAGCAUUCUCAGAAAGAUUGUUGACAACCUGAGAGGUGAAGAUACGAAGCGUCACUGGAUCAUUUUCGACGGUGAUGUCGAUCCUGAAUGGGUCGAGAACCUGAACAGUGUUCUUGAUGACAACAAACUACUCACCUUGCCUAACGGUGAACGUCUCAAUCUUCCUGCAAAUGUCCGCGUCAUGUUUGAAGUUGAGACACUCAAGUAUGCAACUCUUGCUACCGUCAGUCGUUGUGGUAUGGUCUGGUUCAGCGACGAUACUGUAACCACUGAGCUCAUGAUCUCGAAUCACCUUGCCGAGCUACGCAGUGCCAGCUUCGAUGACCUUGACGAGGACUCCAUCCUCAGCUCUCAGACAGCCGCCGCGGUGGAAGUCGUGCAAAAUCAAGUCGCCGAUUUACUUCAAGAACGUCUUGCUUCGAACAACUUCUGUGCCCAAGCUCUCAGCGAAGCCAAGGGCUACAACCAUAUCAUGGAGUUUACAGAGAUCAGAGCUCUCACCACGUUGUUCUCUCUUCUGCGCAAGGCCUGCAGAUCGAUCAUCGAGUACAACGUACAACACCCCGACUUCUCCCUGGAGCUCGAACAAAUCGAGUCUUUCAUGUCCAAGAAGCUGGUCCUUGCUCUUAUCUGGUCCUUUGUUGGAGACUGUCCUCUGUCCGAUCGCAAAACUUUUGGCGAUUAUGUUGCCAGCCUUGCCUCUAUUGAUUUGCCACCCUUGGUGGAUCAAGGCUCGAUGAUCGACUACGACGUUGUUCUUCCCGAGUCACAGUGGGUACCAUGGCAGAACCAAGUUCCUUCCAUUGAAGUCAACACCCACUCCAUCACUCAAACCGAUGUUGUUAUUCCUACUGUUGAUACUGUCCGCCAUGAAGACGUGCUCUACUCAUGGCUUGCCGAACAUAAGCCUCUCUUGCUUUGCGGUCCUCCCGGAUCCGGUAAGACCAUGACUCUGUUCAGCGCCUUGAGGAAGCUCCCCACUCUUGAGGUAGUCGGUCUCAACUUCUCCAGCGCCACAAGCCCCGAGCUUCUUGUCAAAACACUCGAACAGUACUGCGAGUACAAAAAGACGCUCAAUGGCACUACUCUUGCGCCCACACAAAUUGGUCGCUGGCUUGUUCUGUUCUGUGAUGAAAUCAACUUGCCUGCUCCUGACAAGUAUGGUACUCAGAGAGUCAUCUCGUUCCUUCGCCAGAUGGUUGAACACGGCGGUUUCUGGCGUACUGCCACCAAGACUUGGGUCAGCCUCGAGCGUAUCCAGUUUGUCGGUGCUUGCAACNCCCCUACAGAUGCCGGUCGUACUCCACUUGGUCUGAGAUUCUUGAGACACGCCCCACUCAUCAUGGUCGACUACCCUGGUGAACUGUCUCUUACUCAGAUCUAUGGCACAUUCAACAGCGCUGUACUCAAGAUCAUACCUUCGCUCCGUGGGUACUCGGAUGCUCUGACAAGAGCUAUGAUUCAACUCUACUCUGAAUCGCAAAAGCGUUUCACUGCAGAUAUCCAGCCUCACUAUGUCUACUCGCCUCGUGAGUUGACCCGCUGGGUACGUGCUGUGUACGAGGCUAUCAAGCCCCUUGAAGCGCUCAGUCUGGAAGGCCUAGUCAGAAUUUGGGCCCACGAAGCCUUGCGACUCUUCUCCGAUAGACUGAUCGCCGAAGAUGAAAGGCAAUGGACUGAAGAAGCAGUCGACAGAAUUGCGCUCGAGCACUUCCCUAACGUUGACGAAGUUACUGCUCUGCAACGCCCCAUUCUUUACUCUACCUGGAUGUCCAAGCAUUACGAGCCUGUCGAUCGUGAGCAACUUCGUGACUACCUGCGCAUCCGUCUUCGCCAGUUCUGCGAAGAGGAGCUUGAUGUACCUCUUAUUCUCUUCAACGACGUUCUUGAUCAUAUCCUUCGCAUCGACAGAGUCUUUAGACAGCCUCAAGGUCAUCUUAUCCUCAUUGGUGUCAGCGGAAGUGGCAAAACCACGCUCUCUCGCUUCGUUGCUUGGUCAAGUGGUCUCAAGGUGUUCCAGAUCAAGGUCCACGGCAAGUAUACAGCCGAGGACUUUGAUGAUGACCUCAGAAACGUUCUCAGAAGAUGUGGUGUCAAGGGCGAGAAGAUUUGCUUCAUCAUGGACGAAUCAAACGUUCUCGACUCUGGUUUCCUGGAACGCAUGAAUACUCUGCUCGCCAACGGUGAAGUUCCUGGACUCUUCGAGGGCGAUGAAUUUGCUUCUCUCAUGACUGCCUGCAAGGAAGCAGCACAGAGCAAGGGUCAGCUUCUAGACUCUCAAGAAGAACUGUACAAGUGGUUCACACAGCAGAUUGUUCAGAACCUUCACGUCGUCUUCACGAUGAACCCUCCCACCGAAGGUCUGUCAUCAAAAGCAGCUACCAGUCCUGCUUUGUUCAACAGAUGCGUGCUCAACUGGUUUGGUGAUUGGUCUGACCAGGCACUCUUCCAAGUCGGUUACGAGCUUACUCAAUCUGUCGAUCUCGAUCGAGCAUCAUAUGCCUCGCCUGAUAGCAUACCCGUUGCUUACCGUCAACUCCAACUUCCUGCAUCCCACCGUGAUGCUGUGGUCAACUCUAUGGUUCACGUGCACCACUCCAUGCACAAGUUCAAUGGUAGACUUCUUCGUCAACAGAACAAGACAACCUACCUCACCNCCCGUCACUUCCUUGACUUCUUGUCUCAGUUUGUUAAGCUCUAUAAUGAGAAACGCGAUGAUCUGGAAGAACAGCAACGCCAUCUCAAUAUCGGUCUGGACAAGUUGCACGAGACUACUGUUCAAGUCUCUGACAUGUCAAAGAGUCUGACUGAGAAGAACGUUGAACUGCAAACCAAGGACGCCGAGGCCAAUGAGAAGCUACAACGCAUGAUUGCUGACCAACGCGAGGCCGAAACUCGCCGUGCUGCAUCACUCGAAGUUCAGAACGCGCUGGUCGAACAGGAGAGAAUCGUUGCAGAGAGAAGAGAAGUCGUCCUUCACGACCUUGCUCAAGCCGAGCCUGCCGUUAUCGAGGCUCAGAAGAGUGUCAGCAACAUCAAGAAACAACAUCUGACCGAGGUUCGUUCCAUGCAGAACCCGCCUUCUGGUGUCAAGCUUGCACUCGAAUCUGUUUGCACUUUACUCGGUCACAAGGCACCCGAUUGGAAGACCAUCGUGUCGAUUGUCCGUCGGGAUGACUUCAUUGCCAGUAUUGUCAACUACGACAAUGAGAGGCAAAUGACCAGCAGCCUCCGUACCAAGAUGCAAAGAGAGUUCUUGUCCAAGGACGACUUCAGCUUUGAGCGUGUGAACCGAGCCAGUAAGGCUUGUGGUCCUCUUGUUCAGUGGGUCGAAGCCCAAGUGAACUACUCUGCCAUUCUCGACCGUGUUGGUCCUCUCAGGGAAGAAGUUACUCAACUCGAAGAGGAAGCCCUUCAAACCAAGGCCAACGCACAGGCAAUCUUCUCCGAGAUCAAGAAGCUCGACAACAACAUUGCCACCUACAAGACUGAAUAUGCUGCUCUCGUCAGUCAGGUCGAAGCAAUCAAGAGCGAGAUGGCUCGUGUUCAAUCCAAGGUUGAUCGCAGUUCGCGCUUGAUCAAGAAUCUGUCUUCUGAACGCGAGAGAUGGGAAGAGACUAGCAAGUCUUUCGACGCACAGAUGGAUACCAUCGUUGGUGACGUCUUCCUUGCUGCCGCUUUCCUCGCAUAUGGUGGUCUGUACGAUCAGCAGUACCGUAAGGCUAUGCUUGAAGAUUGGGCCUUCCAGCUCGCAGCUUCUAGCAUCCACCACAAGCCCCAUAAUCCCAUGGCCGAAUACCUCUCUACCGCAGAUGACAGACUGCAAUGGCAGCAGAAUUCGUUACCAGUUGAUGACCUCUGCACAGAAAAUGCCAUCAUGCUCCAGCGUUUCAACAGAUAUCCUCUUAUCAUCGAUCCUUCAGGUCGUACUGUUGAGUUCUUGCAAAACGAGUGCAAGGAUCGUAGAUUGACCGUCACAAGUUUCCUUGACAGCUCAUUCACUAAACAGUUAGAGAGCUCGCUGCGUUUCGGUAACCCUAUUCUCAUUCAGGAUGCUGAACAUCUGGACCCCAUUCUCAACCACGUUCUCAACAAGGAGUACCAAAAGACUGGUGGUCGUGUGCUCAUUCAACUUGGAAGACAAGAGAUUGAUUUCUCACCUGCCUUCCGUCUCUAUCUCACGACAAGAGAUCCUUCGGCAACGUUCGCACCAGACAUCUGCAGUAGAACCACUUUCGUCAACUUCACGGUUACUCAAAGCAGUUUGCGCACUCAGGCUCUCAAUGAUGUGCUCAAAUCGGAGCGUCCUGAUGUUGAUGAGAGACGUACCAACCUUGUCAAGACUCAAGGUGAAUUCAGAUUGCGUCUUCGUCAUCUCGAGAAGCAGCUUCUUCGCGCCCUCAACGAGUCUCAAGGAAACAUCCUCGACGACGACAAGGUCAUCCAAACACUCGAGACACUCAAGAAGGAAGCUAGUGAGAUUGCGAUCAAGGCUGCCGAAACCGAUGGUGUCAUGACAGAGGUAGAGCGUAUCACCAUGUCUUACGAUGUCAUUGCACAGUCAUGUUCCGCGAUCUUUGCUGUGCUCGACCAGUUGCACCACAUCAACCACUUUUACCAAUUCUCAUUGCAGUACUUUGUGGAUAUCUUCCACACUGUACUCCGCGCUUCCAAGAGUGGACCGGCUGGAAGCCACGAGAACAGAGUUGAUGCCAUUAUCAAGGAAAUAUUCAUCAGCACAUAUCGCAGCACUGCUCUCACUCUGCUGCAAAAGGACCGCAUCACUUUUGCCAUGCUGCUUGCGCAAGCUUCGCCUCUCAAAAUGGAUAAGUCCUUGAUCGACAAGGUGUUGGACGAGGAUCUGAGGGGCGUCGACUUGUCAACCAACCCUGAACUCAGAGAAGAAGCUAUGGCACGUGCAUCAUCUAUCAGACAGUUCAAGAAUAGUCUGAGUCAAGUACCUGAAGAUGAGUGGAACACUUUCUUCUCCGCCGAGUUCCCUGAAAAGAAUGUGCCUGUGCUUGGAGAGACAGACAACGAGCUCGACAGAAGACUUCUCAAUCUCUUACUCAUCAAGAUCUUGCGCGUUGAUCGUCUCGUUCCUGCUGUCGAAGUGUUUAUCACAUCCCUCUUCGGUGCCGCUAUGCUCGACGUCAGCGAUGAUCUCAGCCGUAUUGUCAAGGAAGUUACAGCUCACACACCCAUUGCACUUUCCUCGUCACCUGGCUUCGACGCAAGUUACAAGGUCGAUCAGCUUGUGGAGCGCACAGCUUCUCGUUGUGCAAACGUCGCUAUGGGUUCCAACGAGUCAUUGGCCAACGCUGAUGCUGCUCUUGCCAAUGCUGCAGCAACUGGCUCGUGGGUCAUGGUCAAGAACGUCCAUUUGGCCGCCCACUGGCUCCAAAAUCUGGAGAAGCGAAUUGAUAGUCUCAAGCCUCAUCCUGACUUCAAACUCUUCUUGUCAAUGGAGAGCUCUCCUAAGAUCCCUGUCAAUCUGUUGAGAGCAUCAAGAGUCUUGAGUUACGAGCAACCUGCUGGUAUCAGAGCGAACAUGCGCGAUUCGAUGGCUUCGCUCAAGGAAGCUGGAUCCCAACAGCCUGUCGAGAAGGCUAGAGUGUACUUCUUGCUCGCCUUCUUGCAUGCUGUGGUCCAAGAGCGUCUGAGAUACGCCCCUCGUCUCGGCUGGAGUGGCUUCUGGGAAUUCAACGAUAGUGAUUUCGAGUGUUCAAUCUUCAUCAUCGAUACCUGGAUGACUACCGUUGCUGGUAACCGCUCCAACAUCGCACCCAACUCUAUUCCUUGGUCUCUAUUGCGCAUCAUGGUCACCGAGACUUACGGUGGUAAGAUCGAUAGCGCCUCUGACUUCUCGGUCCUGUCGCAACUAGUCUCCUCGGUACUCACUCCCGCUGCCUUUGACGAGAACUUUGCUUUACAACAAGGCCUCACCGUGCCUAAUGGUACCACGAAGCGAGAUUUUGAAGCCUGGAUCAAGGGUCUGCCCGAGCGUGAGCCGCCUACUUACCUCGGUCUCGAGGCCAAUGCCGAGAAGUUGUUGCUUGUUGCGCAUGCGGAUGAGAUGUGCGAGGGUCUGCGUCGUGUGAUGGAAGUGUUGGAUGAGGGUGAAGCGGUCAUGGCAGAAGCUGCCGAGGUGGUGGAAGUUGAG
Messenger RNA from Aureobasidium vineae, 14565 nucleotides. NCBI's taxonomy places the organism in Eukaryota, Fungi, Ascomycota, Dothideomycetes, Dothideales, Saccotheciaceae. The record is from the annotation of a GenBank genome assembly.